AUGCUCACCAACCGCAUCCUCGAUUUAAGAAGCCAAUCUAAGUUCGAGUGGGAGGUCCGAGGUAAACUGGAGAGCCAGGAACAGCUUCGGAUCCAGCUGUACUCCCACAGCAGGUACCUCUCCGACAGGCUCAUCGGAUCCUACUGCCUCAUCCUCCAGUCCUUGGUCCUUGAGAAGAAACUGUUGAUCACCGACACCAUACUGGACAACAACAACAGGCCACUUCCAGUAAGUUAA
This is a messenger RNA of Nezara viridula (southern green stink bug), 237 nucleotides long. The record is from the annotation of a GenBank genome assembly. NCBI's taxonomy places the organism in Eukaryota, Metazoa, Arthropoda, Insecta, Hemiptera, Pentatomidae.